This is a messenger RNA of Coffea arabica (coffee), 1190 nucleotides long. Its product is annotated as PHD finger protein ALFIN-LIKE 1-like. Gene Ontology annotation, cellular component: nucleus. Lineage: Eukaryota; Viridiplantae; Streptophyta; Magnoliopsida; Gentianales; Rubiaceae. The record is from RefSeq and is a predicted model, not a curated record. Gene Ontology annotation, biological process: regulation of DNA-templated transcription. Gene Ontology annotation, molecular function: histone binding; transcription coregulator activity; transcription cis-regulatory region binding.
AAAAAUUAGGUGCUCCAAAAUUGAUUCUUGCAGGAAAGAGUUAAAAGCGAUAGCGUUAAUCCCACUUCUCAAAUUCCGUCCUCUCUCUUCUUCCCCUUCUUCUUUAUUGUCUCCUCUUUUUAAGUUCAAAAAUUUAACUUAGCGGUAUUGGAUUGGGCAUGGAAUGGAUCCAAUAAUACGCUAGUAAAUACUAGAGAGUACAGUAUUACUACGCAAACACAAAGUGAAGCGGCAGGAGGAGGACUUAUAGCUUCUAAAAUGUCUUCGGUUUCCUCAAACCCCCGAACUGUAGAAGAGAUCUUCAAAGAUUACAGCGCUCGUCGUGCCGGAAUAGUUCGUGCUUUAACAUACGAUGUGGAUGACUUUUAUGGACUUUGCGAUCCAGAGAAGGAAAAUUUGUGCCUGUAUGGUCACCCAAAUGAGACCUGGGAAGUGAAUCUUCCGGCUGAAGAAGUACCUCCAGAGCUUCCAGAGCCUGCACUCGGGAUCAAUUUUGCUAGGGAUGGAAUGAACCGUCGAGAUUGGCUCUCGUUGGUUGCUGUGCACAGCGAUUGUUGGUUGCUCUCUGUGGCUUUCUAUCUUGGUGCUAGGCUUAAUCGAAAUGAAAGGAAGCGUUUAUUCAGCUUAAUCAACGAUCUUCCAACUGUCUUUGAGGUUGUGACAGACAGGAAACCUGCAAAAGAAAAGCCCAGUGUGGAUAGUGGAAGCAGAUCUCGUGGCAGCACAAAGAGAUCAAAUGAUGGUCCGGCUAAAAGCAAUCCAAGAUUGGCAGAUGAAAGUUAUGAAGAGGAUGACGAUGAACACAGCGAAACACUUUGUGGCAGCUGUGGGGGAAAUUAUAAUGCAGAUGAGUUUUGGAUUGGUUGUGACAUUUGUGAGAGGUGGUUCCAUGGGAAGUGUGUGAAAAUUACCCCUGCUAAAGCUGAAAAUAUAAAGCAAUACAAAUGUCCAUCUUGCAGCUUGAAGCGAGGCAGGCAGUAGUUGUCACUACUCAAGGCCAACUCAGGAUCAGUGGUGUUUUGACAAAAGUAGUAUAGAAAUAUCACUUUAUAAUGUCUUUAAUGGACUUAUAUUAUGUUUGUUUGCAAUUUAGGGAACAAAAAGCUUGGCUGCUUCCCUACCAAACCCUUGCUCUGAUGCUUUGUUAUAUAGAAAUCUCUUCAUUUUAAUAGAUAUUCUUACAAUUUCAA